Arabidopsis arenosa is the source of this 1594-nucleotide messenger RNA. Lineage: Eukaryota; Viridiplantae; Streptophyta; Magnoliopsida; Brassicales; Brassicaceae. The record is from the annotation of a GenBank genome assembly.
UUUUUCUUCUACUUGUAUAAAAUUUCUCCAAGCGAACUUCAUUAUUUUCGCCAAUCCGCUUCAAGCCUCCAACCAUCCAUCAGGAUAAAGGCGGUUCCUUUUUGUCAUAAUGGGGCGGAACAAGGGUUUAGCUGAACAAGAUCUAAGUAAGCUUGAUGUAAAUGAGCUACAUCCUCUGUCUCCCGAGGUCAUAUCUCGCCAGGCAACCAUAAACAUAGGAACCAUUGGACAUGUUGCACACGGAAAGUCUACGGUUGUGAAAGCUAUUUCUGGUGUGCAGACUGUCCGUUUUAAGAAUGAAUUGGAGCGUAACAUUACCAUUAAACUUGGAUAUGCAAAUGCCAAGAUUUACCAAUGUGAGGAUAACAAGUGCCCUAGACCAAUGUGCUACAAGUCUUAUGGGAGUGGGAAAGAAGACAACCCAAAUUGCGAUGUCCCUGGAUUUGAGAACUGCAAGAUGAAGCUACUGAGGCAUGUCUCCUUUGUGGAUUGCCCGGGACAUGAUAUUCUCAUGGCCACAAUGCUCAAUGGGGCCGCCAUCAUGGAUGGUGCUCUACUUUUAAUUGCUGCGAAUGAGGUCUGUCCUCAACCACAGACAGCUGAACACCUUGCUUCCGUCGAUAUGAUGCACCUUAAGCAUAUUAUAAUCCUUCAGAACAAGAUUGAUCUCAUUCAAGAAAAAGCCGCCAUCGAACAGCACACAGCAAUUCAGCGAUUUAUAACGAACACAAAUGCUGAGGGUGCCCCUAUAGUUCCUGUCUCAGCACAACUGAAAUACAACAUUGAUGCUGUGUGCGAGUACAUUGUCAAGAAGAUUCCAAUCCCUAAAAGGGAUUUUGUGUCACCGCCAAAGAUGAUAAUCAUUCGUUCUUUUGAUGUCAAUAAACCUGGCUAUGAGGUUACUGAUAUUAAAGGUGGAGUUGCAGGUGGAAGUAUCUUCCGGGGUGUUUUGAAAGUAAACCAAUUGAUUGAGAUCCGACCUGGUAUCGUUAGCAAAGAUGAGCUUGGAAACCCAAGGUGCUCUCCCAUUUACUCCCGUAUCACUUCAUUGUACGCAGAACAGAACGAGCUUCAGUUUGCUGUGCCGGGAGGUCUGAUCGGAGUUGGGACAACGAUGGACCCUACGCUCACGCGUGCUGAUAGGUUGGUUGGUCAAGUGCUUGGUGAAAUGGGUUCUCUCCCUGAUGUGUAUGUUGAGCUUGAGGUGAGUUUCCAGCUUCUGACCCGUCUUAUUGGGGUGAGGACAAAGGAAAAAGAGAAGCAGAUGAAAGUGGCAAAGCUAAGCAAGGGAGAGAUACUGAUGGUGAACAUCGGGUCGAUGUCGGCGGGAGCUAAGGUUCUAGGAGUGAAGAAAGAUAUGAUGAAAGUGCAACUGACGGUGCCUGUCUGCACCAACAUAGGAGAGAAGGUGGCUCUAAGCCGCCGUGUCGACAGGCAUUGGCGUUUGAUUGGUCGUGGUCAGAUUGAGGCUGGAACCACCGUUCCCGUCCCUCCUCCUCCUAGUUUCUGAUUAGCUGCUUGAGAAUAUCAAUAAUUUGCAUCCAGGUUUAUUUGCAUCAUAAUAUGCAUCUCUGAAUAAGUCACAGGGGGGUAA